AUGACACGUGAAGAAUGUGACUUUCAAAAAUAUGUUACAACUACCUACGAUCCAAUAAAAAUUGGAUCUAUUGAUGGUACAGAUAGUGAACCACACGAUCGUGCUAUUUUAAGAGCUUUACAAUCAGACUAUGCCCCUAAUAAACAAGUCAGAGGUGACCCUGACCAUACUCUUUUUAUUGCACGUCUCAACCCAAGAACAACACAAGACACAGUUUACACAGAGUUCUCAAAAUUCGGAAAAGUCAUUAAUUGUCGCUUGGUUAGAGACAUAGUUACUGGUAAAUCAAAACAAUAUGCUUUUGUAGAGUAUGAAAGUAUUUCAAGCUUGGAUCGUGUGUUACGGGAGAUGCAUAAAGAAUAUAUAGAUGGUAGUGAGAUAAUUGUUGAAAGAGAGGCAGAGAGGAGGCUGCAAGGCUGGCGACCGAGGAGACUUGGUGGGGGCUUUGGAGGACGAAAAGAAUCUGGACAACUGAGAUUUGGCUGCAGAGACAGACCAUUUAGAAAACCCAUUUUGAUAACUCAAAAUCAAAAAUGA
Molecule: messenger RNA, 537 nt
Organism: Nymphalis io (European peacock)
Lineage: Eukaryota; Metazoa; Arthropoda; Insecta; Lepidoptera; Nymphalidae
Product: U11/U12 small nuclear ribonucleoprotein 35 kDa protein-like
Exons: 3
Coding region: 1-537 (178 amino acids)
Biological process (GO): mRNA splicing, via spliceosome
Cellular component (GO): U12-type spliceosomal complex; precatalytic spliceosome
Molecular function (GO): snRNA binding; mRNA binding
Source: RefSeq, a predicted model, not a curated record